AGGGAGGGAGGCUGGUGAAGCCACGGAUAUUCAUGAAGACGCCAAGUGUUUUUUUUCUCUCGCCGUGGUGACACACUGCUAGUCUGCAGAGAGACGGAGGGAGCGGGGACGAGACAAGGGGAAGGAGACGAGUGAAAGCAAGACGAGGCCCAGCCCAUCUUGCCACUGAUCUUGAGGCGAUCAAGGGGAAUCUACACCGAAGAGAACACACUGACUCAGAUUCGUGGAUGGAUCCUGGCAUAUCAAACCUGGAAUUUUGACAUCUGGACUUCUUAGAUGAGCCAAUCAUAUUUAACACUUCUCCCUAUGCAGAAUUUGGAUCCGACUAACCAAUCAGACAACGGAAAACUGAUCUGAGACUUGGUGUGAAGUCUCCCACGAGCUGGAUCUGGAUUCGUGGUUGUUGCAUUCAUGUGGGAUCAGGUUUACAACUGGGAAAUGUCAUGCGAACAAUACUUCAAGUUGGAUAAACAUUUUAGAAAACUUGGGAAAAUGUUUUCUUCAGCAGUGACAUCAUGAACUCUGACCGGGAUAUACCAUUGGCUCGUCUGUCCAAAGCAGGACGACAUACAGGCGGACUUAUUUUUUCCGAGAAACUCAUCGCUUACACUAAAAUGGAGUGAUCAUUUUCUUUUGUUCCACCGUUGGCUUGUUUAAAAAAAAAAAAAAAAACAGAUCAAAACAAAGGCAUCCAACUCAGACUGAACCUGGGGCCUUAAAGGGGCACUUAAAUGCACCUUUAGCAUUUAACAACAGGUUGGGCGCCCUGUGUCAGCUAUCUGAAGACUGUGGUGUGGACAGAGGGCGAGCGAGGCGGUUGGCUGGCUGAGUCAGCCCUGAUGGGGGCCGGUUGUGACCCGGUCUGACCCCGGUUUGACCUUGCAUUGACCUUUGACCUCUCCGGUCCUGGCUCUCCACCUGCUCUGCUGCCUGGGUUCCGGAACGCUCCGCCCUGGGGCCCAGAACGAGCCAAUCAGGAUGAAGAAGAGCCGCAGCGUGCUGUCUGUGACUGGAGAAGAGGGUAAUGACACAGAUAUAACAGGUUCUGGGGAGAAGGCGGAGUCAUCUCGAUACAGCCAAUCUUAUACGUCUGGGGCCACAUUGGGGGCAGAGCUACGCAGAGGGAGGAGCAGAAGACUCUCGUCUAGUCUCCAGGUACCCUGCUGGCUCCGUCCUCGAGACCGCACUCGUUCACCUGAGGUCCUGAGCAACGUGACACGUCCAACAACUCUUCCCCUCCGCAUCCCGCCACGCAUCUCCAUCACACAAGCAGACGCUGACGGUUACGAAGCAGAAAAUGGCGUGUCACCAGGUCACACCCCUCUGGGUUCGCAGAGUCCAGGCCUCACCCUGCACACCCCCUUUCCCCACGGCCAGAGAAGAGAGUCCUUCCUCUACCGUUCAGACUCGGACUACGACAUGUCGCCCAAGACGGUCUCACGUAACUCCUCCCUCGCCAGUGAAGGGCACACAGGAGAGGAUUUCAUUGUCACACCUUUUGCUCAAGUAUUGGCCAGUCUGCGAUCAGUACGGAGCAACUUCACCAUUCUUGCCAACCUCUCCACACCACCAGUCAAAAGGUCUCCUCUGGGUGGAGUGUGUGUCAGUCCCAGGGCGUUACUAUCAGACCAGCAGUACCAGCAGCUCGCCCUGGACACACUGGAGGAGCUGGACUGGUGCUUGGACCAGCUGGAGACCAUCCAGACACACCGCUCUGUCAGCGAAAUGGCCUCCAACAAGUUCAAGAGGAUGCUGAACAGAGAGCUGUCCCACCUGUCAGAGAUGAGUCGCUCUGGUAACCAGGUGUCUGAAUACAUCUCCAGCACCUUCAUGGACAAGCAGAACGAAGUGGAACCUCCGUCUCCUACUCUGAAAGACAAACCUAUGAGUCACAUCAGCGGAGUGAGGAAGCUGUCUCACAGCUCCAGCCUCUCCAGUUCUUCAAUGCCUCGCUUCGGUGUCAACACAGACCACGAGGAUGAGCUUGCCAAGGAGUUGGAGGAUAUGGACAAGUGGGGUUUUAACAUAUUCAGAGUAGCUGAAUUCUCCAACAACAGACCUCUCAGCUGCAUCAUGUACACCAUCUUCCAGGAGCGAGAGCUGUUGAAGACGUUUCGUAUCCCAGUCGACACCUUUGUCACUUAUGUGAUGACCCUAGAGGACCAUUACCAUGGAAACGUAGCGUACCACAACAGCCUCCAUGCUGCAGAUGUCACCCAGUCCACACAUGUCCUCCUGUCCACACCUGCUCUUGAUGCCGUCUUCACUGACCUGGAGAUCCUCGCCGCUCUGUUCGCUGCAGCUAUCCAUGAUGUAGACCACCCUGGAGUUUCCAAUCAGUUCCUCAUCAACACCAACUCGGAGCUGGCCCUCAUGUAUAACGAUGAGUCCGUUUUGGAGAACCACCACCUCGCUGUGGGCUUCAAGCUUCUGCACCAGGAAAACUGUGACAUCUUCCAGAACCUCACCAAGCGACAGCGCCAGAGCCUCCGCAAGCUCGUUAUUGAUAUGGUGUUGGCCACAGACAUGUCCAAACACAUGACCCUACUGGCUGAUCUGAAGACCAUGGUGGAGACCAAGAAGGUGACCAGCUCUGGUGUGCUGCUUCUGGACCACUACACAGAACGGACGCAGGUGCUGAGGAACAUGGUGCACUGUGCAGACCUGAGCAACCCCACCAAGGCGUUGCCGUUAUACAGACAGUGGACGGAGAGGAUCAUGGAGGAGUUCUUCCGACAGGGUGACAAGGAGCGAGAGAGAGGGAUGGAGAUCAGCGCCAUGUGUGACAAACACACCGCCAUCGUGGAGAAGAGUCAGGUGGGUUUCAUCGACUACAUUGUCCACCCGCUGUGGGAGACGUGGGCUGACCUGGUGCACCCGGACGCCCAGGAGCUGCUGGACACGCUGGAGGAGAACAGGGAGUGGUAUGUGAGCACCAUGCCACAGUCUCCCUCGCCUCCCCCGGACAGACACCUACAGCACGACCGCUUCCAGUUCGAACUCACCCUGGAGGACCUGGAGCACAACAACCACAACCACGUACACCUGAGGAGCAACGGCGGGAGAGACAUCUGCAAUGACGUCGGCGACUCUGACCGAACGUACGACGGCGUAGAAACAGAGAAAGAAGACAAGCAGAAUCACAACAGCAAGCACAACGGAGUCCAGGGUGAAGAUGAGGAGAAUGGAGAAAGACAGGGAGAAGAAGAGGCGGAGGCGAAGGAGAACGGAGAGGAAGAGGGGGAGGAGACUGGAGAAAGAGAGGGAGAAGAAGAAGAGGAGGAGGCGAGGGAGAACGGAGAGGAAGAGGGGGAGGAGACUGGAGAAAGAGAGGGAGAAGAAGAGGAGGAGGUGAAGGAGAACGGAGAGGAAGAGGGGGAGGAGACUGGAGAAAGAGAGGGAGAAGAAGAGGAGGAGGCGAAGGAGAACGGAGAGGAAGAGGGGGAGCAUGGAGAGGACCAAGUAGAAGAAGACGGAGGGCAGGCAGAUGAAGUGAAUGAUGCGGUGGUGGAGGAGGAGGAGACUAAAGAAGAGGAGGAAGAGAAUGAGCAACAUCAGGAAGGAGAAGAGGAGGAAGAGGAAGGGGAAGGUGAGGAUGGUGCAGAAAAUGAAGACAUAGAAGGGGAGUUACAGGAAGAAAAUGAAGAGAGGGAAAAAGAAAGUGAGGGGGAAGAGGAAAUGGAAAAUGAGGAGGGUGAAGUGGAGGAAAAAGAGGAGGGUGAGACAGAGGAGAAAGAAGAGGAGGCAGCAGAGCUGGAGGGAAAUGUAGAAGAGGAGGAGGGCGAGACAGAGGAGAAAGAAGAGGAGCUAGCAGAGCUGGAAGGAAAUGUAGAAGAGGAGGAGGGCGAGACAGAGGAGAAAGAAGAGGAGCUAGCAGAGCUGGAAGGAAAUGUAGAAGAGGAGGAGGGCGAGACAGAGGAGAAAGAAGAGGAGCUAGCAGAGCUGGAAGGAAAUGUAGAAGAGGAGGAGGGCGAGACAGAGGAGAAAGAAGAGGAGCUAGCAGAGCUGGAGGGAAAUGUAGAAGAGGAGGGCGAGACAGACGAGAACGUGGAGGAGGAGACGGCAGAAAUGGAGGCCAAAGUUGAGGUCGGAGAAACAGCAGAUGAGGAAGAGGAGAAAGGAGAGUUGGAAGAAGCAGAAGAGGAGGAGGUGCCAGUUGAGGAUGGAGCUGGAAAGGAGGAAGAAGAUGAAGACGAAAGUUAGUUUGGCGUAAAAACAUAAAUUAACAGGUUCAGCGAAGAAAGGUCAACGAGAGAUAAAAAAAAAAAGAACAUAAAUGGAGCGGGAAAAGGCUUCGACACAUGGCAGUAAGACUGUCAAGAGAGCUGAAGAUGCACUUCUUUCCAGAUAACGUGCUCUGACCACUUUAUCAUGUGACGCUCUCAGCUGAAGGCUCAACUACAGACGUCUUCAACAAACGUCCCAGCUCACAGGCGGACAGCAAAGCACCGGCCGGAGCACAAGCCUUCCUGAACAGCCAGAUUGUUGCGGCGUCUUGAUCAACUGGUAGUGCUAGAAAGACUUCACGUCUUCAUCACCCAGUAUCUGUAACAUCCAUCACUGCCGUAGGGAAUAAAUUGGGGGACAUCAAAAGGGGGGUGAAACCUGUUUUACCUACCUUUUUGUAGCUCCUGAAAUUAAAAUUAAAAUGAAAUGCGCACAUGCAAAUAAGUGCGUGCCUGUUCUCCCGAUCUCAUGGACUACUACCCAUCAUCUCUCUGUCACUGUCUCGUUCAUGAGGAAGAUCUCACACACACACACACACACACACACACACACACACACAGACCAACAACUGUUAAAAGAAUGUCAACUUCCUCUUCUUUUGUCAGAAAAGAGAAAAAAAAAGUCUGGAAAGUGUCCGUCGUCUUAUAUUUACUACAUCUUUCCACUUGUGAACAGGAUGCUGAGAACAGAUUUGGGCUCUGGUCUAGGAACAGUUUAACCUCCUCACAUACUAACCUUAAAGCAACAAUGCUGGAUUUCUGAAAAAUAUCUGGACCGUUUUGUCAAAGUAGAAACUUUCGCAGUCCAGCUCAAAAGGCUGAACUGUUGUACAUGUCGAUGUCAGUUCAUGUUUUAAAAAAAAAAACAAACACCCAGUAUUCAUCCCUUCACCACUCCCAGACUGUGAGUUUGAUUCCCGGGUGAAUCGUGCCAAACUGACCCACGACCAGCACUGAGCAAUUAAGCCUUCCUUCAAACAAGGUGGCUACUUGUCCGUGAAGCAAUGAACUGUGGGACCAGGGUAACGGGUGUGAUGGUCUUCCACAAAUCCCUUUUUUCUUUGUUUUGUUUUUGUAAAAAUGGUAUUUGGCACUUUAUCUAACACCCCUGUUACAUAUAUGUACAUAAUAAACAUGUAUUUUAAUCUGCUGAUGUCAUAAUAAAUAUGAUCAAUAAAGUUGA
Molecule: messenger RNA, 5409 nt
Organism: Sander lucioperca (pikeperch)
Lineage: Eukaryota; Metazoa; Chordata; Actinopteri; Perciformes; Percidae
Product: cAMP-specific 3',5'-cyclic phosphodiesterase 4C-like
Exons: 17
Coding region: 979-4203 (1074 amino acids)
Biological process (GO): signal transduction
Cellular component (GO): cytosol; nucleus; perinuclear region of cytoplasm
Molecular function (GO): 3',5'-cyclic-AMP phosphodiesterase activity
Source: RefSeq, a predicted model, not a curated record